AUGGGCGACCAAGAACUGAUAACGCCCCAGUCUAUGGGUCGCCCUUCCGACGAGGCUCUGAGAGAUGAACCUUCGACCACUGCGGCCGUUGCCACCACAAAUCAACAUGACGAAAAUGUAUCGGAAUCCCGGCCUGGGUCUCCUUCAGCUGAGACGCCGCCUAGUGACUCUGGGACAAAGCCGACGGUCCCUAUGCAGAAGCGACGACGGGUGACCCGUGCCUGUGACGAGUGUCGUCGCAAAAAGAUCAAGUGUGAUGGCAAACAGCCCUGUACGCACUGUACCGUCUACAGCUACGAGUGCACAUAUGAUCAACCCUCGAAUCGAAGGCGAAAUCCCGCCCCGCAGUAUAUCGAAGCUUUGGAGCAGAGGCUGCAGAAAGCUGAAUCAAUCCUGCGCUCGGUGUUACCGGGACUCGACCUCGACGAUCCCAAAUUUGAUGCACGAAGUGUUGAACAACUGAUUGAGGCAAGUCGUGCAAGCACAAGCGCCUCCACUACCAGCAACGUCAACGCCAAUGCCAACGCCAGCGCAAAUGUCAACGUCAAUGUCAACGGCAAUGGCAACGGAAAUGCAACUGCGAGACCGGCGGCCGACCCUCCCAAACCGGAAGAUGACGCUCAACUUCAGUCGAUGGUUGACCGAACCGGCUCGCUGGACCUGGAUGAUCAUGGCAAUUGGGAUUUUCAUGGCCAUUCCUCUGGUUAUGUCUUCAUGAGAAAAUUCCGCGCGCAGUUUGGUGACCAGUUCCUGGCAGAAUACCGUCACCCCAGCAAGAAUCGCACCAUAGCCCAGAUCCUCGAAUCACCAAAGUCGGCCAACUCAUCACCGAUUGACUUCAGCCUCCCUCACCACAUCGAUCUGCCGCCGAGGGAGGUGGCCAUUGAAUUGUGUCGAAACACCCUGGACGACUGCUGCGCUCUUAUGCGCCCCCUCCACCGACCGACCUUUUUCAAGCGACUCCACGCGGUAUACGAUACUGAUCCCGAGCAAUAUAACAAUCGUCAUGUUCAAUUCUUGCCUCAACUUUACGUGGUCAUGGCCGUGGGAUGUCUGUUCUCCAAGACCGAGAACGAGAACACCAUGCUGGACCUGAAAGGCUACAAAGAGGCUAUCGAACAAGGAUAUCAAUAUUUCAGUACGGCCAAGCAAUUGCUCGACAUUACGGAUUGCAGGGAUCUAGUGACUAUCCAAGCCAUCGUCUUCAUGAUACUCUUCUUGCAGUCUUCGGCCAAAUUACCCACCUGUUACGCAUACAUCGGCAUUGCACUGCGGGCGUGUUGUCGGCUGGGCCUGCAUCGCAAUCUGCCUAUCAAUUUUAACCCCAUCGAGUCGGAGGAACGGAAGCGAAUAUUCUGGCUAGUGCGGAAGCUCGACUGUUACGUGGGAGCUGUCCUCGGACUCCCCCAGAUGUUGAGUGACGAUGACAUCGAUCAAGAAUUUCCGGCUGAGGUCAACGACGAGUACAUCACCGAGCAGGGUAUCUUGCCCAUGCCGGCUGGCACCUUUCCUCUACUACGAGCGACCAACGCCCACACGAGGUUGACGAUGCUUCUCAGAAAAGUCGUUCGGUAUAUAUACCCUCUCAAAACCCCCGGAAACUCCCAGGGCGAAGCGGUCUACACCAUCAGCCACAAAAAAAUCCGUGAGCUUGAGAGAGAUCUGCAGAACUGGAUGGAUCAAUUGCCGAGCGAGUUGCGACCCUCGGACAAUGCUGGACGGGAGCUUUCAAGGGUCCAACAACAUCUGCGCAUAAGCUACGCUCACGUUCAAAUGAUGGUCUAUCGACCAUUUAUACACUACGUAUCUCAAGCAUGUCAGGCGCGAAACGUGGAUAAGAGGAGCUUCGCUUGCGCGGCGGCAUGUAUCAGUGUUGCAAGGAACAUUGUCCACAUAACCAGUGAGAUGAAGCGACGAGGCCUUUUGGUUGGAUCCUACUGGUUCGUCAUGUAUACGACCUACUUUGCCAUCCUAUCGCUCGUCUUCUUCGUCAUCGAGAAUCCAAACAAUCCCACAAGCACGGAGAUCUUGAAAGAUGCAAAGGAAGGACGGGAUACACUGGCAAGCCUAGCGAGACGAAGCGCAGCUGCUGAUAGGUGUACUGUCAGCUUGACGGGUCUUUUUGAUGUGCUCCCAGAGAAGCUGAAGGAACGGCGAAGCUCCCUCAAUUUCCCACCCACGAGCAAUCGCAAGCGCCCUCCACCGGGUCCCGAAGCAGCAGCAUCGCAGGAGAGACAAACUGCGCCCGACCUCAGCAACCAGAUGAGCUCUCGGGAACACUCGGCAACGCCCAGCAGGACAAGAACGUUGCCUUCGGAUUAUCUGGCCAAACUGGCGAAAAGGAACUCACUGCCUGAUCCGGUCAUGUCGAGUUUCUCGGAGCAAAUGCAAAGUGCUCAGCUGAUAGGAUUCCAGAGCCCGUCGGCGUCCUCGCCCAUGUCGCCCAACUAUCAGUACACGCCGCAAAUCGGCAAUGCGCAAAUCCCGGAUCUUAAGAACGUCAUGUUCCCCAGCGACAACCCGUUUGCCUACCCUAAUCAGCCGAUGAGUGCGCUCGAGUCGGUGGAUGGGCACUACUCGUUCUCCGAGGCCAGCAUGACACCCAACGAGGCGAAUCUUUUCGGCACGCCGAGCAGCGGCAGCCAUCAGAUGCCCAUACCGACACAUCACUUUGGCAAUUACGACUACCCUUUCCAGCACACCUUGGGUGAAAACACCAGCUUAGCACCACAAUUCGGCCCCCAGACCGGGCGUGACUUUAACGCGCCAUUCACAGAUAUUCUUAUGCACAACGCCCUUGGGACGGACAUGAAUCAUCUGGGUGGCGUCCCCAACACGACAGAAUCGAUGAACAUGGGAGGCGACGCAGGCGCCUCGACGAAUCCAGACGAGUACUGGAAACAGAUCAACGGAGGGCAGAUGGGCAUGGGCCCCGGGCUGCCACAGGGAGUGCAGGCGGGUAUGGACUACUUUGGCAGCGAGGGUUGGAACUCAGCGUGGGCCGAGCAGCAUUACGGCAACACCCAGCAGUGA
This is a messenger RNA of Fonsecaea erecta, 3033 nucleotides long. RefSeq lists its product as hypothetical. Gene Ontology annotation, cellular component: nucleus. Lineage: Eukaryota; Fungi; Ascomycota; Eurotiomycetes; Chaetothyriales; Herpotrichiellaceae. The record is from RefSeq and is a predicted model, not a curated record. The transcript is spliced from 5 exons. Bases 1 to 3033 code for a protein of 1010 amino acids. Gene Ontology annotation, biological process: DNA-templated transcription; positive regulation of transcription by RNA polymerase II. Gene Ontology annotation, molecular function: sequence-specific DNA binding; zinc ion binding; DNA-binding transcription factor activity, RNA polymerase II-specific.